AUGCUCCUGAAGCGCGUGGAGUUCGCUGCGCUGUUCUUCCCACAUUCCAAGGACUCUAUAGCUUGUUCGAGCAAGACGGUUGUUGCUAACGAAGAUUUCGUCAAGCUGGAGACCGAUGGUGCUUUGCCAUCUUCUAGCUACCUUUGUCUGUGUAAUCAUGUCUUCGAGGAUCGCUCGGGUGUCAUCAAUUUGCGUGCUUACCUCGUCCGAGUACUUCUCAAUGUCCACAGCGUGCGUACUCAGAGAGCCACUCGGGUCGGGACUGAGGUCAUCCUCGGCGAGUUUUUUACGUUUACCUUGGAAAGUCGGCGUGUUAAAGGCCGAACCGAACUCUCCGGUUUUGUCCGUCAAUUUUGGUCAGAUUAG
Messenger RNA from Macrosiphum euphorbiae (potato aphid), 366 nucleotides. The record is from the annotation of a GenBank genome assembly. Lineage: Eukaryota; Metazoa; Arthropoda; Insecta; Hemiptera; Aphididae.